Salarias fasciatus (jewelled blenny) is the source of this 2501-nucleotide messenger RNA. It is a transcript of the gene mthfr, whose product is annotated as methylenetetrahydrofolate reductase (NAD(P)H). Lineage: Eukaryota; Metazoa; Chordata; Actinopteri; Blenniiformes; Blenniidae. Gene Ontology annotation, molecular function: methylenetetrahydrofolate reductase [NAD(P)H] activity; FAD binding. The record is from RefSeq and is a predicted model, not a curated record. Gene Ontology annotation, biological process: tetrahydrofolate interconversion. The transcript has 12 exons. Bases 185 to 2404 code for a protein of 739 amino acids. Gene Ontology annotation, cellular component: cytosol.
UGCGACCACGGUGGAGAUGUGGAGCACGCAGCCACGGCAGCUGUGUGAGAGCGCGAGACGGUGUGGGAUUGUGUGUGUGUGUGAGAGUGAGAUAGUGUGUGAGAGUGAGGCAGCGUGUGGAUCGGGGGCUCAGACAGAGUUGGGGGUUGAACCGUGCGUCGCCCUGUCGGGAUAAUCCGCCGCCAUGGUGAACCAGAAGCAGCGAGUGGAGGGAGCCUGGCAGUCCUCCAAGAGUGACUCCAGCAACAGCACCAGCGGCGGGGAGAGCUCCAAGGAGAGCUCGCGCUGCUCCACGCCGGUGCUGGACGCGGACCGCUCGGACCGGCUGCGCGACAAGAUGCGCCGCAGGAUCGAGUCCGGGGACUGCUGGUUCUCGCUGGAGUUCUUCCCCCCGCGCACGGCCAGCGGAGCCGUCAACCUCAUCUCCAGAUUCGAUCGCAUGGGUUCCGGGGGUCCUCUGUUCAUCGACAUCACCUGGCACCCAGCAGGGGACCCGGGCUCGGACAAGGAGACCUCCUCCAUGAUGAUCGCCAGCACGGCGGUGAACUACUGCGGCCUGGAGAGCGUCCUGCACCUGACCUGCUGCAACCAGACCAGAGAGGUCAUCACUGGCCACCUGGCCAAAGCCAAACACCUGGGCCUGAAGAACAUCAUGGCCCUGAGGGGGGACCCGAUGGGAACAGACUGGGAGGAGGAGGAGGAAGGCUUCAACUACGCCGUCGACCUGGUCAAACACAUCCGAGCCGAGUUCGACUCCUACUUCGACAUCUGCGUGGCCGGAUAUCCGACCGGACACCCAGAGGCGGAGAGCUACGAGGAAGACCUGCUGCACCUGAAGGAGAAGGUGGAGGCCGGAGCAGACUUCGUCAUCUCGCAGCUCUUCUUCAGGGCCGACACCUUCCUCAAGUUCCUGGAUGACUGCAGGAGGAUCGGCAUCAGCUGCCCCAUCCUGCCGGGAAUCUUCCCCAUCCAGGGUUACCAGUCUCUGCGUCAGCUCGUCAAGCUGUCCAAGCUCGAGAUCCCCGAGGAGAUCACCGAAGUCAUCGAACCCAUCAAGGACAACGACGCCGCCAUCCGGAACUACGGCAUCCACCAGGCGGUGGAGAUGUGCCGAGUGCUGCUGGACAGUGGGAAGGUGCCCGGGCUGCACUUCUACACCCUGAACCGAGAGGUGGCCACCAUGGAGGUGCUGCGACAGCUGGGUCUGUGGAUCGAAGACCCCAGGCGGCCCCUCCCCUGGGCCGUGAGCGCCCACCCCAAGAGGAAGGUGGAGGACGUCCGGCCCAUCUUCUGGGCCUCCAGGCCCAAGAGCUACAUCUACAGGACCCAGGACUGGGACGAGUUUCCCAACGGCAGAUGGGGAAAUUCCUCCUCGCCAGCUUUCGGGGAGUUAAACGACUACUACCUGUUUUACCUGAAGAGUAAGUCGUCCAAAGACGCUCUGCUGCAGAUGUGGGGCGAGGAGCUGAUGAACGAGGAGAGCGUGUUUGAAGUCUUCACCUCCUACAUCACAGCUCAGCCCAACCGCAAUGGACACAAGGUGAUGUGUUUGCCGUGGAACGACGAGCCUCUGGCUCCUGAAACCAACCUGCUGAAAGACGAGCUGGACAAGGUGAACCGGAGGGGAGUCCUGACCAUAAACUCUCAGCCCAACAUCAACGGGAAGCCGUCCACAGACCCCAUCGUGGGCUGGGGGCCCCCGGGGGGCUACGUCUUCCAGAAGGCAUAUCUGGAGUUCUUCACCUCCAGUGAGAACGUCAGCGCUCUCCUCAAAGUCCUGAAGAAGUACGAACCUCGAGUCAACUACCACAUCGUCAACGUUCAUGGCCUUAACUUGACCAACGCCCCGGAGCUGCAGCCCAACGCCGUGACCUGGGGCAUCUUCCCGGGCAGGGAGAUCGUUCAGCCCACCGUAGUGGAUCCAGUCAGCUUCGUGUCCUGGAAGGACGAAGCUUUUGCCCUGUGGAUUGAACAGUGGGCCAAACUUUACGAAGACGAGUCGCCGUCAAGGAUGAUCAUCAAGUACAUCCACGACAACUACUUCUUGGUCAAUCUGGUGGACAACGACUUUCCUCUGGAGAACUGCCUGUGGCAGGUCAUCGACGACAUGUUUGAGCUGAUCAACGAGUCUCUGGAGCAACUCAGAGACUCCGGGGACCGGCUCCGAGCUCCCGGGGAGCAGCUGGGAGCCUCCGGGGAUCAACUGGGAGCGUCCGGGGACGGGAUCGGAGCGUCCGGGGACGGGAUCGGAGCGUCCGGGGACGGGCUCGGAGCGUCCGGGGACGGGCUCGGAGCGUCCGGGGACGGGCUCGGAGCGUCCGGGGACGGGCUCGGAGCGUCCGGGGACGGGCUCGGAGCUUCCGGGGACGGGCCGUCUGGCGAUCAGCCACACAGGGAUAAGUGAAUAACACUAACAAUUUACCUUGAACUGAUGUGUAGCUUAUUGUGUUUUUGUAGUUUUUUUUUUUUUUUUUAUAUAUAAAAAAAUGUUUUAAAUCUUU